AUGCGCAGUAUUUUUUACGUUGCUCUUGCCGUUGCAGUCUCAGCUCGCAGUAGCGUCGUCGCAGCGUUCCCAGAUCCCAAUGAGUCUCAGCUCUUGUCGAAGGCGUCUCCUGACAAAAGAUUCCUUCGUAUCGCAGGCCAAGAAGUUGUCCAGAGCCGUCCGCUGGACGGAAAUGGUGGCGUCUGGAAAUCCAUAGUCCAGACUACGAACAAAGUCGCCAAGAACCCGGAGAUAGACCUUAGCGACCUCGUCAAGGUGGCCAAGAAGGCGAAAGACUUGAAGAAGAUUAAAAACUUGAUUAGCCGUAAGAAAACAUCUUCGUAA
Molecule: messenger RNA, 324 nt
Organism: Phytophthora infestans T30-4
Lineage: Eukaryota; Oomycota; Peronosporomycetes; Peronosporales; Peronosporaceae
Product: secreted RxLR effector peptide protein, putative
Exons: 1
Coding region: 1-324 (107 amino acids)
Source: RefSeq, a predicted model, not a curated record